CUGGAAACUAGUGACAAUAAUUGUCCGCAUAUCGACUUGCAACAAAUGGAAACCAUUGAAAACAAACUGUAACUAUGCUUCCAUAAACUGUAAUAAAAUGCGCAGAAGAUAAGAAAACGAUGACCGUGAAGGAACAAAAUGUAAAAAAAAAAAUUAGCAAAGGCUUGUGGGGAAUGAAGUUUAUUUUUUCCACUGACGCCUCGCGAGGAAGUGUUCGUGCAAUGCCAUAUGUUUCAAUCUAAAGGUGCUGUGUACUUAUCAUUAGAAUGGCUUUUAGCUUCAACUUCGAUCUGCAAAUAAAAACGGAUGAAGUCGUCCACCAAGAUAGAACUGAGACGGACCAGGGCCUUGAAGCGAAACGAAUGGAUUUGACCGACACUAAAGAGAAAGUUUACCCUGAAAAAGACAAAGAGGCAAAAGAACACACGCCUCCCCGCGACUGUCAGUCGCUCCUGGAGGACGCCGUGUGCGAAACGUUCACGCUGGGCACUCUACCGCCGAUACAUUUCCUCAACGAGUCCGUCUUUGAGCGGACCGUGUCUGAGCUGUUCGACGGCGAGGACAUCCUGUCCCGGACCGCCGCCCAGAACACGGACCUCAUCUCCGGCGUGUACGAGGGGGGACUGAAGGUUUGGGAGUGCACCUACGACCUGCUGGAGCACCUGGAAGUCGAGGGAGAGGUGUUCUCUGGGAAGAGGGUGCUGGACUUGGGCUGCGGGGCAGGGCUGCUGGGAAUUUUGGCUCUCAAGCGUGGGGCACGUGAGGUGCACUUUCAGGACUACAACAGCACGGUGAUAGAGCGCCUUACACUGCCCAACGUGCUGCUGAACUGCGAAGAUGACGACGACGACGACGAUGACGAUGACGAUGAUGAUGGUGGUGGUGGUGCCGGGAAAGGAGAUGAAGAGAGAGAGAAAGAUGGCUGCCCGCCAUCGAAGAUGAGAGCCACAGGACCCCCACAGAACCCACAGCUGGACAGAUGCAGGUUCUUUUCCGGCAGUUGGACCACCUUCCUCACGCAGAUGCUACACGACAAUGACCCGCCUCCGAAAUAUGACCUCAUCAUGACCUCCGAGACCAUCUACAACGCGGACUAUUACCCAGCCCUGCACGAGGUCUUCCGCAGGCUGCUGGACCAGGGUGGCCUCGUGUACCUGGCCACCAAGGCACACUACUUCGGGGUCGGAGGUGGCCUGUACCUCUUUCAGAAUUUCGUCGAGCAGAAGGACGUUUUCAAAAUGAAGUGCCUGAAGGAUGUGGAGCAAGGUCUCCAGAGACACGUGGUGGCCUUGAGCUUCAAGGAGCCUGAUCAAUGACUGAACUGAUUUAUGCGUCUGGACUUAAAGGUGAAAUAGGGAAUUUGGGAUUUCUAAUGGUCAAGAGAGGAAUAGCAGCAACAAACACCUUCAUACCACAACACUGUUUAUCCCUCCCCCUUUCUCUGUAAAUGCACUGACGUUGAAACGCCAUUCACCGUGACAAUUGGAACCAAUUUUCAACCAAUGAGCUUGAACUGUUGUACAGUUAUACAAUGUUUUGGUUGUCAACUGUAUAUUUUGAAACCCGAAUUAUAAACACAGGCAGAGGGUGAGUCAAGAAGUCAGUGAGCCUUUUUCUACGAUAGGAAGGGAAUUACAAUGGUCUUGUAACAAUGUUUUAACACAAAAAUCUUACCUAUUGCACCUUUAAGUCGACAUUUCACUAUUUCUGAGAACAGGGCACCAUCACUGAAAUUAAACUUUUGUAAUUAAAGCUUGUUCAAAGCUUG
Messenger RNA from Conger conger (European conger), 1768 nucleotides. It is a transcript of the gene mettl18, whose product is annotated as methyltransferase 18, RPL3 N3-histidine. The transcript has 2 exons. Gene Ontology annotation, biological process: peptidyl-histidine methylation, to form tele-methylhistidine. Bases 267 to 1316 code for a protein of 349 amino acids. Lineage: Eukaryota; Metazoa; Chordata; Actinopteri; Anguilliformes; Congridae. The record is from RefSeq and is a predicted model, not a curated record. Gene Ontology annotation, molecular function: protein-L-histidine N-tele-methyltransferase activity.